Molecule: messenger RNA, 2604 nt
Organism: Athalia rosae (coleseed sawfly)
Lineage: Eukaryota; Metazoa; Arthropoda; Insecta; Hymenoptera; Athaliidae
Gene: Awh
Product: LIM/homeobox protein Awh-like
Exons: 6
Coding region: 628-1506 (292 amino acids)
Biological process (GO): neuron differentiation; regulation of transcription by RNA polymerase II
Cellular component (GO): nucleus
Molecular function (GO): DNA-binding transcription factor activity, RNA polymerase II-specific; RNA polymerase II transcription regulatory region sequence-specific DNA binding
Source: RefSeq, a predicted model, not a curated record
UUCUUACCUCUCCUCCUCUCUCGUGAAGCCCGAGGGUUUCAUCGUACACGUCUUCGUCGCGGAACAUUUAAAGAUCGCCUGACACCACGACAUAAAAUCUUAAGAACUUUUCAAGAUUAACGAUUAUCCGUGUAGUUUUCCAAAAAAGGGGCAAGGUCUAUCUGGUUUUUUUAAUGGAAAAACUGUGACAUAUCGAACUAAUUCUCCAAAUGUCUACGUAUGUGUAAAUAUAACAGUUCGCCGGAUAAUAAUUACCUCCGAGAGAAAUUAGACAAUUGGAAUAGGUAUCUAAUCGACGAGUGGGGUCGGAACGCCCACGGAAACGCGUGAUCGGCUCCUCAUUAGCACCUGAGAGUUGUGCACGGCCAAACAAGGCGACACGUUCGCUAUACGGUUAGGUGUGUAUCUACGGAAGAGCACAGAGCAUACGUACAUACACGUAUAUUUGUACUUGUAUAAUAUAAUCGAGUAGCAAGGCAUCCCAAUAGUGUUGAAAUCGGGUAUACGCCGAACUGUCUAUCGACGGAGGUGGAGGACGUCGCCGCUGAAGUAUGCGCUGUGGCUGCGGGACAAACGGUGGCACCAGCAACGGGGGUUGGUACAGAACUUCCAACGGUAACUGCGACGAUGGAGUGCGGGGGAUGCGGCGACAGGGUUCGAGAGCGGACCGUCCUUUGCGUGGGAGGACGAACUUGGCACUCGAGGUGUCUCAGGUGCUGUGCCUGCGCCCGACCCCUUCACGACCAGCACUCCUGCUUUCUCAGGGGCAUGCGACUCUACUGCCGGCACGACUACGCCAUGGCUUUCGGGGCGAAAUGUGCGAAAUGCGGGCGGAGCGUGGGCGCCGGCGACUGGGUGCGGAGGGCGAGAGAGCGCGUUUAUCACCUGGCUUGUUUCGCCUGCGACGCUUGUUCGCGACAACUUUCGACCGGCGAACAAUUCGCACUGCUGGACGCGCGGUUGCUCUGCAAAGCGCACUACCUAGACGUAGUCGAGGGAAAUAACACAUCCUCCGACGAGGGCGGUGAUUCUGAGAGCGGUCACAAGGGUGGCAACAAGGCGAAAAGGGUGAGAACGACGUUCACGGAGGAACAGUUGUCGGUUCUUCAGGCUAAUUUUCAACUGGACAGUAACCCCGACGGUCAAGACUUGGAGAGGAUAGCCCACGUCACCGGACUCAGCAAAAGGGUUACGCAAGUUUGGUUUCAGAAUUCGAGGGCGAGGCAGAAGAAGCAUCUCCACACGGGAAAGCUCAAGGGUCAGCAUGUUCACCAGUCACCCCCGAAUUCCGGAUCCCCAGCCGCCGGCGAUUUCGGGAGACACAUCAACCUUCAUUUGACCUACUCUUUCCAACAUCAACAACAUCAGCAUAAUCAACAGCCACAACUGAGCCCUGCUGCAUGCAAAAGUCCUACACAGUCACUUUAUCACAAUCACGGUUCAGAGCAAUCCAUGGACGAAUUAUCGCAAGAUUCUAUGAUGCUCUCGAUGCCAAACGAGGUCUGAGUUUCAGUUCAACCUAUGGUUUCAGCAUCGGUCUGCGACGUUGUAGCCGACGUAGAUCAAUGAUUGUAUUUUUCACAUAAAACUAACAUGUACAUACAAAUUACAUUCAGCAAUACGGUGCAUUGUACCUUCAAAUCGUCUACGCCAAGCCUCUCGCCAAUAAUUCGGAAAAAGAAAAAGCAAACACUGUAGAUAAAUGCUGAAUAUAGCAAAACUAGAUUAUUUUAUUUGGUUUGAAACUGGCUUACGUGGAAAUCAAAAACGCACGAAUACGUACUACAAUUCGAAUAAUUAUAUCAUUAGAAAGGGAUAGAAUCGCCUAAUGAAUAGUAAUGGAAUGAUAUUAAUAAUAAAAAUAAUCAAUGAUGCGAAUAAAUAAGGAUCCGACAUCAAUUUUAAGAUUGUUAUCAUUGUUGAGAUACAUUUCAGAUCCGGUAAUCGACUCGCGCAUCGAAAUACCUGUUAAUAGAUUCGCGAUUUCAAUCCGACUUGCCAUAUAAUUAUUAUAUAUUUAUAGCGUUGUACAGGUUAAAAAUUUUUAUCAACGACUUAACAAACUAAUGCACAGAUAUAUCGUGUUAUCGUAUACCUACAUACCGUAUGUAUAUGUAUCUGAAAUUGAUUAGCCAAUUAGAAUGAUUAAGAAAGAAUUAAGUAAUUAAUUGAAUAAUAACGAAUAAGAUUAAAAAAAAUUGUUUAUGUAAAUAUUGUACGAUAAAUCGAUUUACGAAGUAUAUGUAUAAUGCGUAUGAAUAUUAUAUACAUAUAUGUAUAUACAGAUAUUAUGUACCCUGGUAUAAACGAAUUAAAAUUAUUAUUGACGAAUGAUUUAUAAUAUGCCUCUUAUUGAUCCAAACAUCAAAAACGAAGGACAAAUUACAAUAACUAUUAAGGUAAACUAUUGACCCAAAUCGCGUUACGAAAUUAAUUAUUCAUUAAUUUAUAUCUAUCAUUAUGCAAUCGAUUUUGAUAAUUGACAACCUCGAUAAUUGACCAAUAUUAUCAGUGCGGAAGGUUGUUGAAAAAAAAAAAAAAAAAAAAUCACUCGAACGACGAAGAAUUUCUUUUGAAUUACGUAGAAAUAAUACUUACUGGUGA